Messenger RNA from Tyto alba (common barn owl), 1100 nucleotides. It is a transcript of the gene POLR1F, whose product is annotated as RNA polymerase I subunit F. Lineage: Eukaryota; Metazoa; Chordata; Aves; Strigiformes; Tytonidae. Gene Ontology annotation, biological process: DNA-templated transcription; DNA-templated transcription initiation. Gene Ontology annotation, cellular component: RNA polymerase I complex. The coding region runs from base 54 to 1025 and encodes 323 amino acids. The transcript has 4 exons. The record is from RefSeq and is a predicted model, not a curated record.
GCGGCGCGCCGUGGCGUGGGCGGCUGCUGCUGCCGCCGCCGCCGGCCCGCAGCAUGGCCAUGGCGGGGCCGCCGCCGCCCGCCGCCGCUGUCCCCGUCCCCUCCGUGGUCCCUUCCGUGCCCUCCUUCGCCGUGGCCCGCGGCCUGGUGGGGCGCCGCUCCUCGUGCCUGGUGGUGGCGCCGCACCGCCGGCACGUCGCGCUGGCGCCGCGCUACCUGGGCCGCAAGCGCACCGGCAUCCGCGCCCAGCUGGACGCCGAGCUCCUGCGCUACUCCGAAAGCCUGCAGGGUGUGCCGGUGGCGUACGACAACCUCAGGGUGGUGGGGGAGCUCGGGGACAUUUACGACGACCAGGGAUUCAUCCACCUGGACAUCGAGGCCGACUUCGUCAUCUUCAGCCCCAGGAGGGGGAAGAAGCUGGUGGGUGUAAUUAAUAAAGUGGCCCCUAGUCACAUUGGCUGCCUGAUACAUGGAUGCUUCAAUGCUUCUAUCCCUAAACCUGAACAAAUGUCAGUUAUACAGUGGCAAGAGCUGGGGUUGAAAAUAGGGGAUAAACUGAAAUUUCGAGUAUUGCACUUGGAUUCUGAUGCAGCUGGGCUAUUCUUCAUUCGAGGAGGACUCACUAAAAGCAGCAUGCGGCCCAAACAAUCUGAGACUGUAACUGACAGUACAAAUGAAGAUGACGUUCAAAAGCUUGACCACCAAGAAAAUGGCUUGAAUGACUCUGGGGGAGAUACUAUUGCAGAGGAGCCUCUAGGUGAGACAGGUAACACUGGGAGGGAAAAUACAGAAGAGCAAAGUGUUGAUGCUGCGAAUGGAUUAUGUGAUGAUAAAAACAAGAAGAAGAAAAAGAAAAAGCAUAAGCAGGAGGAACAGGAACAUGUAUUGCCUACCAGUGACUCCAGUGGUUACCAAAGUGACCAUAAAAAGUCAAAGAAAAGGAAAAGAAAGCAUUGUGAUGAAGUUGAAGACAGUGAAUUAUCUCAGCUGUCACAGGAACCCAAAGCCAAAAAGAAAAGGGACUAAAGUCUGAAGUGCCUUUCCUGAAUAAGAUUUCAGACAUUUUUGAUGACCUUUGAAUAAAAUCCUAUUUUAAAAAUG